GGGUACUUCAUACUCACUGAAACAGAGAACAGUGACAUCACUCUCAAGUAACGUUCCCCUGCUUCCUAAUUCCAAAUCCAAAAGGGCCACUGCAAGUCUGCAACUAUAUAUACCUCCCCAUUCCAACCAUAUUUUUCUCAAGAACUAAAAAAAAUCCAUUCCCUUUUUAGCAGAGUUUUCGAGAGAUGGCAGGGGAGAGCUAUGGUUCACCACAGUUCAUGAUCACCAAUGUUGCUGUAAAUCAAGGGAAUCACAGUCAUCAGCCACUCAUUGAUGACAUUGAACAAGAUCAAAUUGUUGUAUCUGAUAAGAAAAGCUGGAAGAAUUUCUUCUCUUACUUGGGUCCUGGAUUUCUUGUUUCCAUUGCCUACAUUGAUCCAGGGAACUUUCAGAGUGAUCUGCAAUCAGGAGCUCAGUUCAAGUUUGGGUUGUUGUGGAUCAUCUUAGUGGCGUCGUUUGCAGCUAUUGUUAUUCAAUCCCUGGCAGCAAAUUUGGGUGUGGUUACUGGGAAGCAUUUGGCUGAGCACUGUAGAAAUGAGUAUCCGAAGGCGACCAAUUUCGUCCUAUGGAUUCUUGCUGAAGUUGCAGUUGUUGCAUGUGACAUUCCUGAAGUGAUAGGAACUGCAUUCGCAUUGAACAUGCUCUUCAAACUUCCACUGUGGUGUGGUGUGCUAAUCACAGGACUCAGUACAUUGAUUCUACUUUUCCUGCAGCAUUAUGGGGUGAGGAAACUUGAAAUCUUUAUUGCUGUGCUGAUAUUUACAAUUUCUAUAUGCUACUUGGUCGAGCUUGGCUAUGCAAAGCCAAAAGCUUCAGAGGUUCUCUAUGGCCUCUUUGUUCCGCAGCUCAAGGGAAGCGGCGCAACUAAGUUGGCUGUUUCAUUGUUAGGAGCUAUGGUUAUGCCACAUAAUCUCUUCCUUCAUUCUGCUCUGGUCUUAUCUAGGAAAAUCCCACGAUCAGUUGCUAGUAUCAAUGAGGCUUGCAGAUUUUAUCUAUUAGAAAGUUGGUUUGCCCUCUCGGUGGCCUUCCUUAUUAAUGUGUCAGUCAUUUCAGUGAGUGGUGAAGUUUGUAAUGCACCAGAUUUGAGUGUAGAAGAUCGAAAGAAUUGCGCAGACUUGGAUCUGAACAGAGCCUCAUUCUUACUUAGACAUACUUUAGGGAGUUGGAGCUCCAAAGUUUUCGCGAUUGCUUUGCUUGCAUCAGGACAAAGUUCUACAAUAACCGGAACAUAUGCUGGCCAAUAUGUUAUGCAGGGAUUUCUUGACUUGCGAAUGAAAACUUGGAUCCGUAACUUCUUAACUCGAUGCCUCGCCAUAGUCCCUAGUCUAAUUGUAUCAAUCAUAAGUGGUUCUGCUGGUGCUGGAAAUCUGAUCAUUAUUUCCUCGAUGAUCUUGUCUUUUGAACUGCCAUUUGCACUGAUACCGCUACUCAAGUUCACAAACAGCAAAACUAAAAUGGGACAACAUGCAAACUCGAGAAUGACAUAUACAAUAAGUUGGAUAAUCAGCUCUCUAAUAAUGGGCAUAAAUAUAUUCUACCUAGCAGAAAAGUUGGUAGCAUCACUCCGCCAUGGACAUUUAGGAGUUCCCGGAACUGUUAUUUGUGGAAUCCUUGGAGUUGCAGCCAUGUUAAUUUACUUGGCUGGUGUUAUAUACUUGAUCUUGAGGAAGAAUAAGAAGGGUGACCAUCUUUUGGUACUCACGGAAAAUGGAAGUAGGCCGAUAACUGCUGGUUCAGGCAAACUACCGGUUCUUGGCCGGCCUGAGGAGGACAUUGUUAGCAAGCAUGCAGUUGCCUCAGAGGAGGUUUAAUCCAGCAGAUGUUGACUGAAGCAUGUAUAAUCUUCCUUUUACUAAUGAGAAAUAAUAAGUAGAGGAUAUCCAUGUGAACCUUUCUAAAAGUGGUCUAUAAAUAUGUUCUGCAGCAAAUCGCCUAAUGUUGUUCUUCUAAUGUGUGCAGUAAUUUACUAUAGUUUUCCAUUGUAAUUUGAAUAAAACCAAAUUGGAAAAGAAAAUCCUUUUCCAUCAUUGCUGGAGUACGCUUUUUCAUUUUCGCCUUAAUUUUUCAUGGUAACACAAUGCUAUCAAGUAUCACACAGUUUCAGAAGGCAAAUAAGGUCAAGAAAAUGAGCUCACGUUUUACAGAAGUUUUAGAUUGAUGACAACAUUGAAAGAUCAUACACACAGAGAGAUAUCAAAUGCAUCUCCCUACACAUCCUUUUGUCCUUAACCCAAAGAUGCAGUGACAAAAGGAGUUUCCUAGCAUUGAAAUUCCAUUCUAUUAACCUCUGUUGUAGGUAAAAGCUACCAAUUGAUAAGGGCUCAAAAUUGUGCCACAACUCAAUAGUAGCAAAAUUAAAGAUAAGACAACUAAGACUGAAUUUUAAUUGCCUCAUCACUCUCUGCUGUGACUGGGAGUGGAAGAUGACCUUUCUCCUGAAGACUUUUAACUGUUUCAUAAAGGGUUUGCUUCACUGAGGUGAAUUCAAGUCCCAAGUCCUUGAGCUUUUGGUUCGAAAACUUGUAUGGUUUUGCUCUUGGCCUUAUUUCAUCAGAACACCUGUUGUUACACCCAUAAAAUCAGAAUUAAGUUAUUAGUAUAUAUAACUCUUUCAAUGAAACAUGAUACUAUCUAAGUUGUUUUAAUGUUAUACCCGGCAACAAAUUUAGAGUAAAUUUUGUCCUAACAAACGGGAGAAUAGGUCAUUGUCAAUAAUAUUAUGAUAAUAAAUGGUGAAUGGCUGUAAGACUGUUACAUAAACCACUAUGAAAAUUCAGUAAGACGAAGUCGUCGCUGAAUUUAUCAUUACUCUUACGAUUAUCAUCUAGAUCCAAGAAUGAAGAAAACACGCCAUGCCAACAACAAAAAGAUGGCCAAUUAGAAACCAAUUUGGGUUAGGUACAAAAUGUGGAUAAUAUUAGCAGUAGUGGCAAAAAGCAAACAAGUCUAUGGUAGGUAAGAUAGAGACGUUCUUCAGUUUCAGCUUUGGUCUAGUGACAUUGGAAAUUUGGAAUAAGUAGGAUAUUUUGUUUUUUUCUUCUCUUUAACCUUUAAAAAAACCAAAAUGAAAUUAAAGCGGCCAUUAUAUUUUUCUUCAAAAGAAAAGUUUGGUGGGCACAAAUGGCCAUCAUCAUUUGUGAAAUUUUGAAUAUGUGGAAAUGGAACUGAUAAAUCUGAGUGGCGAAGUAGGCCACCUAAAGCACUGGAAAAUCUGCAUUUUGGCUAAUCAAGAAGAGAUUUUACUUACCUAGAAUUUAACCAAACUAAUUUGGGGCCAGAAUGUUGGGGAAAAAAAAAAAUUCUAUUUUUGACAAAAGAUGAAAUGUUUAUGUUCCUUGUUAGAAUGAUCAAAGGUAUUUGGAGUUUGCCAUAAUGUUUUUUAUCCAAAAACAGAACAACUUCAUAUUCAAGUUAUAACAGACUUUUGUUUAUCAAAAAGUAAAACCUUAACAACCAACUAUGUUUGUCAAAUUAAUAAUGUCGGAGCAAAGUUAAAAUCGACUUACUUCAUGGGGAUAGGAUACUCGGGGAAGAACUUGGCCAAGAUUUCCACGACAUCGCCGCGAUGAAGCACGCUCUCAGCGCAGAGGUAACGCCCUGAGGCAGAGGGAGUUUCAUAGAGGAGAAUGUGAGCCAAUGCAACAUCCUUAACGUGGACAUAAGCUUGAAUGGAGUUGGCAUAAGUCUUUGCAGAGCCAGUCAAAUACUUGAGGAUGUGAAGUACACUAGCAUUCACGGUGGGUUGUAACAAUGGCCCCAACACCAACACCGGGUUGAUCACCACCAAAUCGACUCCUUUGAGCUCGGCUUCUUUGACGGCUUCUUGUUCCGCCACAGUCUUCCCAUAGCAAUACCAAUUCUGCAUAACAUCAUUCCGUCACACCAGAAAUUAUAAGACACAAAUUAACACUAAAAUUAAUUUAAAUUUGUAGGCCUCAUUAUUAGGACCACUACUAAACUUGAAAAAAAAAACGUAAGUGAUUUUGAUUGACAAAUUAAGUUCUAGAGCUAAUGUCAUAACUCAUAAAAUGAAGCUAGUUUUUUCUUCCACGUGUGAUGAUCAAUCAUGGACGGAUCCAGAGAAAGUCCACCUGAAUUGAUUGCCACCUACUAUAGUGAUAAUGAAUGAUGGAGAAUUUAAAAGGUGACCAUCCUACUAAUAAAAUUAAAUUCCUUGGAAUUAUUUUUAAUUAUUUUUUUGUUCUGAAAGGAAGGUGAGAAAAAGGUGGGGAUGGGACCUUGGUGUUCUUGCAGAAAUCAAGAUCGCUCCAGCAAGAUUCAUCCACAACUUUUUCAGGAUCCCGGUUAGGGUCCAUGUAAACGGCACCAAUGGAAGAUGUGAACACCACCCUCCUUACUUUGGCUUCGGCGGCUGCAUUGAUCACGUUCCUCGUCCCUAUCACCGCCGGCUCCACCAUUUGUUCCUUUAUCAAAAAUCAUCAUUGUCAUCAAUAUUUCCAUUUGUAAAAAGAAAAGAAGAAAACAUUAGUGGUCAUAAUUUCUCCUGAAAAUCAUCCACUAAAUCCCUCUAGACUAAUACUACUAUAUAUAUAUAGCACCGCCCCAAUCAAUGAAAACAACCACAAAUAAAGCUGGUUUCUUUCUAAUGGAUGAGAUUAAGGUUUGUUCAUCUACCGUUUCAUAAAAAAUGUGAAUUCGAAUGAUUCUGUCACACACCACUAUACAAGUUUAUACUAACAUUUUGAAGAAUGUCGAUUCGAAUUAUGAUGCUAUGAUUUGGUCAUCAACGUGACCUGUGUAGAUUUGCAAUAACAUAAAUGAAUGAACCAAAAUUAUUUCUAUAAAUCGAUUCAUGUUGUUGUGUCACUUGAAAAACAGUGUUAUUAUUUUCUUGGGUUCCUUUUCCAUCAUCACAUAGUGUGGGUUUGUGGGUGGGAGUGGGGAACCACUGGCUUAAACCCUAUUUAACUUUAUUAAGCAUGGAUGAUGCCCAUUUCGAGUCAUUCCACGACACGACACCAACUAAGAUACAACUAACAAAGCAAUAAAGAUGUUAGCCACAAAUUAAAGAAAAGAAAGGGAAAAUUUAAUCCAAAACGGUAGUAGGAAUAUGCAAGUCUUUACCAAACUUUUUCCCUUUUGGAUUUUUUGAUGUAAAGAAUCUUCUGUUUUUUCUUUUAUGUGACUUGUAAUUAUAGAGUAUUAUGACGUCAUAUUUUAUGUUCCUUGAUCAUGAUGAGAUAUGGGUCGUCAGACAGCAGGUACAGUUAGUUUCAGGGUCAAUUUCAAUUCCAUCAUUUUCUUUCAUUUUCUCACCAACAUUUGACAAGACAUAGAAUGGGGUUCUGGGUUACUACUCAACACAGCUGUCUAAAUUAGGUGUUCAUUUGACAAAUUUUCAAAAAGGGGAGAUUAAUUAGAGAACAUU
Oldenlandia corymbosa var. corymbosa is the source of this 5389-nucleotide messenger RNA. Lineage: Eukaryota; Viridiplantae; Streptophyta; Magnoliopsida; Gentianales; Rubiaceae. The record is from the annotation of a GenBank genome assembly.